AUGGCAGAAUUUUUGGCCAAUAUUUCGUUGAAGGAUAAUGAUAUAACGUUGACUGGGAUAUCUGAAGUAGAAAUAAAAGUUAGACCAUCUGUUCUUGACAACUUAUACAACUGGCAAGUUUUCCAAGAUGAUGUAGACUUGCUGAAAUUUUUACAAUUUGGUGUCCCUACAAAGAUCAUAACUGAUAAUGGAAUGUGUUUUAGAUCAGAGGAAUUCAAUGAGUUCUACAAAGAGUAUGGCAUUCAGAUAUCACAUUCAUCUCCUUACCAUCCUCAAGGGAAUGGACAGGCAGAAUCAAGCAACAAAAAUAUCCUGAAAAUUAUUAAGAAACUGCUAGGAAAUAAUAAGAAAGCUUGGGAUUCCAAAUUAACUCUAGCACUAUGGGUGGAUAGAAUAACUGUGAAGAAGUCCACAGGAAAGGCACCAUUUGAAUUGGUUUAUGGAACUAGGGCUAGCUUGCCUUUAGAUAACUUAUUGCCUGUACAGAGGUUUAUCACUCGGGAGAGAAUUGAACUAGAGGAUCCACUACAAGAAAUAUUAGUACAAUUGAUUGAACUUGAAGAAGUAAGGGCUAAAGCUUAG
Cryptomeria japonica (Japanese cedar) is the source of this 582-nucleotide messenger RNA. RefSeq lists its product as uncharacterized. Gene Ontology annotation, biological process: DNA integration. The record is from RefSeq and is a predicted model, not a curated record. NCBI's taxonomy places the organism in Eukaryota, Viridiplantae, Streptophyta, Pinopsida, Cupressales, Cupressaceae. Gene Ontology annotation, molecular function: nucleic acid binding. The transcript has 2 exons. The coding region runs from base 1 to 582 and encodes 193 amino acids.